Molecule: messenger RNA, 2026 nt
Organism: Salvelinus namaycush (lake trout)
Lineage: Eukaryota; Metazoa; Chordata; Actinopteri; Salmoniformes; Salmonidae
Product: CD151 antigen-like
Exons: 8
Coding region: 204-974 (256 amino acids)
Cellular component (GO): membrane
Source: RefSeq, a predicted model, not a curated record
AGCAAGGUGAUUGGGGUGGAGUCGACACGACCUAGUGUACAGUCACAGACUCCAGUGGACUAGCUAAUCACAAGUUUAGCAUUUUGCCCUUCCCCUCUUUGGUUUGGACAAUUGAAGGAAUCCCUGAAAAAUAGAGUUUUAAACGUCUAUCUAUUAUUUUGGAUACAUCAACGCCUUGAUACUUGUAACAACACAGCCGCAGCAUGGGGGCACCAGCGACAGCGUACGACGAGAAGGAAACAUGCGGAACCGUCUGUCUGAAGUACCUCCUAUUCACAUUCAACUUCCUCUUCUGGCUGGCAGGGGGCGUGGUGAUGGCGGUGGGCAUCUGGACGCUGGUGGAGAAGAGCGACUACAUCAGCCUGCUCUCCUCCGCGACCUACGCCGCCUCCGCCUACAUCCUGAUCCUAGCCGGGGCCAUCGUCAUGGUGACGGGAGUGCUGGGCUGCUGCGCCACCUUCAAGGAGCAGAGGAGGCUGCUGAGAGUGUACUUUGUCCUGCUGCUGUGUAUCUUCCUGCUGGAGAUCCUCGCUGGUGUCCUGGCCUACAUCUAUUACCAGCAGCUCAAUGAGGAGCUGAAACAGAACCUGCAGGAGACCAUGGUGCAGAAGUACAGGCAGCCAGAGCAGGAGCACAUCACCAAAGCAGUGGACAAGCUGCAGCAGGAAUUUAAGUGCUGUGGCAGCAACAGCUCGUCGGACUGGGGCGAGAGCGUGUGGAUCCGCACCAAUGAGGCGGAUGGCAGGUUGGUGCCGGACAGCUGCUGUAAGACCCAGACGCUGGGCUGCGGCCACAGGGACCACCCAUCAAACAUCUACAAGGUGGAGGGGGGUUGUAUCACUAAACUGGAAAACUUCAUUUUGGACCACCUGAAGAUCAUUGGAGCGGUGGGCGUGGGCAUCGCCUGUGUACAGAUUGUGGGGAUGGUGUUUACUUGCUGUCUAUAUCGGAGUUUGAAGGCAGAGCCCUACUGAGAGUAGAACACGAAGAGAAGGAAAAGGGAGGGAGGGGUCUAGUCUCUGCCACCCAGUGUCAUCAUAUUCCAGCAACCCGUUUAGUCAUGGGAUCUACCACUGUGCCAUGCAAACAGAAGAUGACGAUAUGUGUAAUGGUCUAGGAUGCACUUAUGAUAGUGUCUCUCAAUCCAUUCCUUGGGGGGACCAUUUUGGUUCUAGCCUUGCACUAACUCCCCUGAUUCAACAAAACAAGGGCUUGAUUUGUUGAAUCAGUUGUAUUGAGCUAGAAUUCCUAAGGGGUCCCCACUUGAAAUGGAGAAUCAGAUUUAGGCAAGCCGUUAUAUGCUAUCGGAUCUACAAAGCUCUAUAUUUUGGUAGUGUGCAACAACAGAGCAGUUGGUGUAACCUAGUGUGAUGUAAAAGAUCAGUGGACCAAAAUGGCCCAUGCAUGAGAACAGCUUGCCUUAACAUUGCAAUAUUCAUGACUGUGGCUUAAUGAGCGAGAACUGACCUCUGGGGCCGAUUACCAUAGCAACACAUGUUCUUUAUACAUCAAGUAGCUAUUUAUACAUCUACACACGCCUUUUACACUGUUUCUCUCUCAACUUUUUAAUUGUUAGUUUAUUCGAAUUUUUAAAAAUGUAUGUUUUAACACAAGGGAUUUCUACACUUAUGCCAAAGUUGUCGUCAACACUGACUUUGUGUAAAAUCAUAUCAAACUGACUACUCCUGCAAGCCUUUUUCAUGUAUACUGAACAAAUAUAUAAAUGCAACAAUUUCAAAGAUUUUACUGUGUUACAGUUCAUAGAAGGAAUUCAGUCAAUUGAAGUAAAUUCAACAGGCCCUAAUCUAUGGAUUUCACUUGACUGGGCAGGGGUGCAGCCAUGGGUGGGCCUGCACCCUUGCCUGCACCACUGGAGCCAGGUCCAGCCAAUCAGAAUGUGUUUUUCUGCACAAAAGGUCUUUAUGACAGACAGAAAUACUCCUCAGCACCCCUCCUCCCCCCUCAGGCGAUCCCGCAGGUGAAGAAGCCAGAUGUAGAGGUCCUUUGCUGGCGUGGUCUGCGGUUG